Messenger RNA from Penicillium cinerascens, 1437 nucleotides. Its product is annotated as KilA-N domain-containing protein. Lineage: Eukaryota; Fungi; Ascomycota; Eurotiomycetes; Eurotiales; Aspergillaceae. Bases 1 to 1437 code for a protein of 478 amino acids. Gene Ontology annotation, cellular component: nuclear membrane complex Bqt3-Bqt4. The record is from RefSeq and is a predicted model, not a curated record. Gene Ontology annotation, molecular function: DNA binding. Gene Ontology annotation, biological process: meiotic attachment of telomere to nuclear envelope; mitotic telomere tethering at nuclear periphery. The transcript is spliced from 4 exons.
AUGUCGCGAACUCUCCCUAAGAGGACUAACCCGCUGAUUCUCAGCGACGUCUCUCCGGCAUGUAAGUCUCCUCUUGAAAUGCGUGGUCGCGCGGCCCCUCAUGCGACCGCUGUCCCGCCUUAUCGUUCCUACCUGCCCUCAUUUUUUCUCGCCGCCAUGGCUAACCCAUCUCCCUCCGUGAUUCUAGACGAUGAGCUUCUUGCGCGCCGCCGUCUCGGCAAGACCAACCUGGCCGUCAAGCCCACCCUCAUUGGUUCGUCGAAUGCUACCAAGCCCGAGAACCUGGGCGUCUUCGAGUACGCCCACCUCCGCGCCCCUUUGCCCCAGGAUCUGAAGGGCUCCGAGAUCUUCCCCUCGCACCCCGCUGUCUCGCACCCAGAAACCUACUUCUUGAUGCGUCGGAGCAAGGAUGGCUUCGUCAGCGCAACGGGCAUGUUCAAGAUCGCUUUCCCCUGGGCCAAGACCGACGAGGAGAAGAAUGAGAGAGAGUACCUGAAGUCUCGAGAGUACACGAGCCAGGAGGAAGUGGCUGGCAAUGUUUGGAUUUCCCCGCUGUUUGCUCUUGAACUUGCUCGAGAAUACCAGAUGUAUGACUGGGUGCGCGCCUUGUUGGAUCCUACCGAUAUCGUGCAAAGCCCGUCAAGCGCAAAGAAGCAGAUCACCCCCCCACCCAAGUUCGAUCUGCCCGAGGAUGAUCACACUCCGUCGCAGCGCCGUAGCCGCCGCUCGGUGUCGCCCAGCAAGAAGUCCCUCUCGCCUCGCAAGUCCCGGAAUUCCAAGUCUGCGAAGGAUGUCCCCAGCACUCCGUCAACAGCGGCUGCCAACAACUCACUUCAAGAAGCGUUGUCAAUCACAGCCAAUAUGGAGUCGGAGGAGAAAGAGUCUAAGCUGAUUGCCGCGGAGGAGAUUGAGGUGAAGACCACCGAGUCACCGAAGAAGAAGGGCCGGAAAUCCAAGAAGGCUGCUGAGGCCGAAGAGGAGAAGGAAAAUGAGAAGGAGGCCAAGAAGGAAGAGAAGAAGACCGAGAAGAAGAAGAAGAAGAAGGAAGCCAAGGAGAAGGAGACCGAGGUCGAGGUCACCGAGACCACCGAAGCCACACCCAAGGGCAAGACUUCCCAGACCAUCGUUUCACUUGACACGCCCAUCAGCCUGCCGGAAGUGCCCUCCGCGGCCGAAACGGAGGAUAUGAUCGCCAAGGCCAAGGAAAUGGUGGCCGAUGCCAUCAAGGGUCAGAGCGAGGGAUCGUCAUCUGCCAAGGUGACGAAGAAGCGCAAGCCCGAGGAGGAUGACGAGGAGACUGCGGCCGAGUCCGCCCAACGGGUGAAGAAGGCCAAGGUGUUGGAGGACAAGCUCAAGCGCGAGCGUGUCCGCAACCGUGCUCUGUUCGGUGUUUCCGCUGCUUUUGCUCUUGCUGCCUCAAUCCCCUAUUUCUUCUAG